This is a messenger RNA of Crotalus tigris (Tiger rattlesnake), 597 nucleotides long. Its product is annotated as gamma-aminobutyric acid receptor subunit beta-1-like. The transcript is spliced from 4 exons. The record is from RefSeq and is a predicted model, not a curated record. Gene Ontology annotation, biological process: regulation of membrane potential; signal transduction; monoatomic ion transmembrane transport. Gene Ontology annotation, molecular function: neurotransmitter receptor activity; GABA-A receptor activity; extracellular ligand-gated monoatomic ion channel activity. The annotation marks the transcript as partial. Lineage: Eukaryota; Metazoa; Chordata; Lepidosauria; Squamata; Viperidae. Gene Ontology annotation, cellular component: neuron projection; synapse; GABA-A receptor complex.
AUGUCUCCAACUGCAGAUGGAUACACAACUGAUGAUAUUGAAUUCUACUGGAAUGGAGGGGAAUCUGCUGUUAGCGGAGUUAAUAAAAUCGAGCUCCCUCAGUUCUCGAUUAUUGAUUACAAAAUGAUCUCAAAAAGAGUAGUGUUUGCAACAGGGGCUUACCCCCGUCUGUCCCUGAGUUUUCGACUGAAAAGAAAUAUCGGCUAUUUCAUUCUGCAAACCUACAUGCCUUCUACUCUAAUUACAAUUCUGUCUUGGGUAUCCUUCUGGAUCAACUAUGAUGCAUCUGCUGCAAGAGUUGCACUAGGAAUAACCACUGUGCUGACAAUGACCACCAUUAGCACUCACCUCAGGGAAACCCUUCCCAAAAUCCCAUAUGUGAAGGCAAUUGACAUCUACCUUAUGGGCUGCUUUGUCUUUGUGUUCCUUGCUUUACUGGAAUAUGCAUUUGUCAACUACACAUUCUUUGGUAAAGGCCCUCAACAUCAGAAGAAAGCAGCAGAAAAAGCCACGAAUGAGAGGAAGAAAAUGGAGAUGAAUAAAGUUCAGAGUCUCUUCUUAAAAAUCUCCAGUGAUGGAGCACCCAUUGUUGAGUCC